Molecule: messenger RNA, 366 nt
Organism: Syzygium oleosum
Lineage: Eukaryota; Viridiplantae; Streptophyta; Magnoliopsida; Myrtales; Myrtaceae
Product: serine/arginine-rich splicing factor RSZ22A-like
Exons: 4
Coding region: 75-305 (76 amino acids)
Biological process (GO): mRNA splicing, via spliceosome
Cellular component (GO): nuclear speck
Molecular function (GO): RNA binding
Source: RefSeq, a predicted model, not a curated record
ACAUUCAAACGACGAACGAGCAGGUGGUACGUUCCGCUAGGGUUUCUCUGUCACCUUCCUCCCUCGCAGGGAAAAUGGCACGGGUUUAUGUUGGCAACCUGGAUUCUUGUGUUACCGAACAUGAUCUCGAGGAUGAGUUUUGCGCGUUUGGAAUUAUAAGAAGUAUGUGGGUUGCACGAAGACCAUCGGGAUAUGCUUUUAUUGAUUUUGAUGACCAUAGGGAUGCACAAGAUGCAAUCCGUGAGCUAAAUGAGGUAGCAUUUGAUGAUUCUGAAUGGCAAAAGGCAUUUCACUUGAUCAAAUAGGUAAAGAUGGAUGGAGAGUUGAGCUCUCUCAUAACUCUAGUGGUGGACGUGGUGGUCGAUC